CCAACUCCUGCGUUCCAUCUGUAGCAAAUCCAUCAAUACCCAUCCUAUUCUCCCUCAACCUCUGUUUUUACCUCGUCACCUAGCAUGCUCAAUUCCAACGGGAAGAAGGAAUAGGAUUGGGAAAGGGAAUAAAGUUUUGUUUUUUUUUUUGUUUUCCUGAAUUUUUAACAUUUUCCUUCAGCUAUAACUAUUGUGGGGGCUUGAGGCACCUAAAUCCGCUGUUAUCAAUCGACCCCCCUUCAUUUCCGGAUCCAAAAGUAGUCACUUCCCAUGUCGUAUUAGUCUCCAAUUGUUUCAAUCCGUCCAUUUUUGGUGGAAUUUACACUUUGAGAUUGUGAAUACUUGGCAUUGUUGGUACUAGAGCUCUUCUGAGAUCGUUAAGUGAAUCUGGGUGGUGACCAAUGUGAGGUUUUAGGCCUGGGUUUGGAGUCUCUGAAGAUUUUGCUGAAGUGGGAGGUCUUUCUGGGGGCAAUGUUUUGUGGUUUUUUGGUUUUCUGGUGCAAGAGGGUGCUUGCGGUGGAGGAAAUGGUGAAUGCAAGGUACGGAGUGAUUGAGCAGUGGGCAUUGUUGUUGAGGAAUGCCUGGCCUAAGGUUUCUAUGGUUUGUAAGAUUUUCAAAGACCAAGGUGUGAUUCUGACCGCACUUUAGGUCUAUCUGCAUUAUUCUCAAUGGCAGAAACUUCUAUAACUACACUUGUGGCCAUGGAAGAGCCAUUCUAUGGUACAAGUUGCUUAUACAAUAGGGAGAGAAGAGAAAAAUUGUCAGAAGAUUUCUAUUUUAGCAUUCUACCAACUGAUGCAUGAUGUAAGCCUUAAAACUAAUGUAGCGUUAAAUUCUUUGGUAUCUUCAGAACCUCGUGGACUUUUCUAUUUAGAUGCUCCGUCAGCAUCUGUGUGUCUACUAGUCCAAUUAGAGAAGCCUGCAACAGAAGAAGGGGGAGUGACUCCUUCUGUUUAUUCAUGUAAAGAACCUGUAUGUAUGAAGAACUUAUAUGUUUCCAUCUUGCUCAUCUUCAAUCUGACCUCUGAUUAAAUGUGACAAAAUUUCUCUUUUGUUGGCUUGCUUGUGACCUGGCAGCAAGAAUUUUACCUGUUGGCUUGGUUGUUACCUGGCAGCAAGAUUUUUACCUGUUGGCUUGCUUGUUAUCUGGCGGCAAGAAUUUUAACUAUUGCCCCAUCAUCAUCUGUCUUUCAAUUGGUUUUUACUGUAGUUCUUACUGUGGAAAAUAAUGGCUCUGCAUCUGCUAGAUAAGUUAGCUAAUCAUUGGCAUUGCAAUUAAUGCUUGAUAUUUUAGUUUUUCGGCCAGGGUGAUUAGAAGUCAAUGUUUUGGUACCUCUAGCAGGAAGGGAUGUUUAUUUCUCAGAAAUAUGAAUCAACUGGAGUUUGGUGAACGUUGACAUUUUAAAAGAUGAGAGAAAACAAAGCAAUAAAAAAACCUGGUGAUG
Molecule: messenger RNA, 1445 nt
Organism: Rubroshorea leprosula
Lineage: Eukaryota; Viridiplantae; Streptophyta; Magnoliopsida; Malvales; Dipterocarpaceae
Source: the annotation of a GenBank genome assembly